Messenger RNA from Phyllotreta striolata, 825 nucleotides. The record is from the annotation of a GenBank genome assembly. NCBI's taxonomy places the organism in Eukaryota, Metazoa, Arthropoda, Insecta, Coleoptera, Chrysomelidae.
AUGCACCUCUCGAUUGUGUUGGUAACGGUAUUUACCGUUAAAGUUCGCGCCAAUUUGCUGCAAGAAUGCGCCAAAUUGUACAAUCCGGGGAAUUACAUGGGGCAUUUGCCGUCGCUGAAGCUGCCCUAUCUCGGGGACGUACCGAUACCGAACAACAUGCCCUCGAUCAAACCCACUCCGGUGGCGAAAACCAAAGCUAUUAAGGUAGUUACUACCUAUGUGUAUAGGAAUCCGGUGUGCGUUAAAUACAGCAAGAAAAAGGGCAUGUGCAAGCAGGAUAACGCGAUCAAACACAAGGGGAAUUACGAGCAAUUGGUUACUAAGGAGUAUUUCGUUAAAGACAGGAACAGCAGAAACGAGGAAGUGAAGAAUAGGCACAAGAGGCAAUUUGAUGAUGAGGAUGAUGAAAACGAUGAUUUAAAGGAAAGUGGUGAGAAUAGGUAUCAAAAACCGAAUAUUAUUCGAGCAGACCACUACUACCCAGAUACCAACGAUCUGGAGACCAGCGAAAGACAUCCUGCCCUCAACGAGAACCGGAAAACUCCGGGACUUUCGGCGAAACAUCUGGAGAACAUGCUGAUAGAAGAUCGACUGGAUCAACUGGAAACCAUCCUGCCGCAUUACACGAGAAGGAGAACGUACGAAACGUCGACAAUAACCGUGACCAAAGUGCUCAGCAAUCACAGGACAAUGGCGACCUUGGUGGUAAAAAAUUGCAUACCCUUCGGGUUCGAAUUGUGCGAUCCUCCGGCGCCGGCCCGGAAAAGACAAUCGAAAGUGGCGAAGCUUUCGAACAAAACCAACGAGCGCUAUUUUUUUGGGUAG